AUGGUUUGCCUCUAUAAUGGCCUGGCCACCCCUGCCAGACCACAGCCAGAGCCCACAGUAACCAACAGUAAACCAGAGCCCUCAGUAACCAACAGUAAACCAGAGCCCACAGUAACCAACAGUAAGCCAGAGCCCUCAGUAACCAACAGUAAACCAGAGCCCACAGUAACCAACAGUAAGCCAGAGCGCUCAGUAACCAACAGUAAACCAGAGCCCUCAGUAACCAACGGUAAGCCAGAGCCAUCAGUAACCAACGGUAAGCUAGAGCCCUCAGUAACCAACAGUAAACCAGAGCCCUCAGUAACCAAGAGUAAACCAGAGCCCUCAGUAACCAACAGUAAACCAGAGCCCUCAGUAACCAACAGUAAACCAGAGCCCUCAGUAACCAACGGUAAGCCAGAGCCCUCAGUAACCAACGGUAAGCUAGAGCCCUCAGUAACCAACAGUAAACCAGAGCCCUCAGUAACCAACGGUAAGCCAGAGCCCUCAGUAACCAACAGUAAGCCAGAGCCCUCAGUAACCAACAGUAAACCAGAGCCCUCAGUAACCAACAGUAAGCCAGAGCCCUCAGUAACCAACAGUAAACCAGAGCCCUCAGUAACCAACGUUAAGCUAGAGCCCUCAGUAACCAACAGUAAGCCAGAGCCCUCAGUAACAAAGAGUAAACCAGAGCCCUCAGUAACCAACAGUAAACCAGAGCCCUCAGUAACCAACAGUAAACCAGAGCCCUCAGUAACCAACAGUAAACCAGAGCCCUCAGUAACCAACAGUAAACCAGAGCCCUCAGUAACCAACAGUAAACCAGAGCCCUCAGUAACCAACAGUAAACCAGAGCCCUCAGUAACCAACAGUAAACCAGAGCCCUCAGUAACAAAGAGUAAACCAGAGCCCUCAGUAACCAACAGUAAACCAGAGCCCUCAGUAACCAACAGUAAACCAGAGCCCUCAGUAACCAACAGUAAGCCAGAGCCCUCAGUAACUAACAGUAAGCCAGAGCCCUCAGUAACCAACAGUAAACCAGAGCCCUCAGUAACCAACAGUAAACCAGAGCCCUCAGUAACCAACAGUAAACCAGAGCCCUCAGUAACAAAGAGUAAACCAGAGCCCUCAGUAACCAACAGUAAACCAGAGCCCUCAGUAACCAACAGUAAACCAGAGCCCUCAGUAACCAACAGUAAGCCAGAGCCCUCAGUAACUAACAGUAAGCCAGAGCCCUCAGUAACCAACAGUAAACCAGAGCCCUCAGUAACCAACAGUAAACCAGAGCCCUCAGUAACCAACAGUAAACCAGAGCCCUCAGUAACCAACAGUAAGCCAGAGCCCUCAUUAACUAACAGUAAGCCAGAGCCCUCAGUAACCAACAGUAAACCAGAGCCCUCAGUAACCAACAGUAAGCCAGAGCCCUCAGUAACCAACAGUAAGCUAGAGCCCUCAGUAACCAACAGAAAGCCAGAGCACUCAGUAACCAACAGUAAGCAAGAGCCCUCAGUAACCAACAGUAAGCCAGAGCCCUCAGUAACUAACAGUAAACCAGAGCCCUCAGUAACCAACAGUAAGCCAGAGCCCUCAGUAACAAAGAGUAAACCAGAGCCCUCAGUAACCAACAGUAAACCAGAGCCCUCAGUAACCAACAGUAAACCAGAGCCCUCAGUAACCAACAGUAAACCAGAGCCCUCAGUAACCAACAGUAAACCAGAGCCCUCAGUAACCAACAGUAAACCAGAGCCCUCAGUAACCAACAGUAAACCAGAGCCCUCAGUAACCAACAGUAAACCAGAGCCCUCAGUAACAAAGAGUAAACCAGAGCACUCAGUAACCAACAGUAAACCAGAGCCCUCAGUAACCAACAGUAAACCAGAGCCCUCAGUAACCAACAGUAAGCCAGAGCCCUCAGUAACUAACAGUAAGCCAGAGCCCUCAGUAACCAACAGUAAACCAGAGCCCUCAGUAACCAACAGUAAACCAGAGCCCUCAGUAACCAACAGUAAACCAGAGCCCUCAGUAACAAAGAGUAAACCAGAGCCCUCAGUAAACCAACAGUAAACCAGAGCCCUCAGUAACCAAACAGUAACACGAAGCCAGAGCCCUCAGUAACCAACAGUAAGCCAGAGCCCUCAGUAACCAACAGUGUCAGCCAGAGAGCCCUCAGUAACCAACAGUAAACCAGAGCCCUCAGUAACCAACAGUAAGCCAGAGCCCUCAGUAACAACAGUAACCAGAGCCUCAGUAACCAACAGUAAACCAGAGCCCUCAGUAACCAACAGUAAGCCAGAGCCCUCAGUAACCAACAGUAAGCUAGAGCCCUCAGUAACCAACAGUAAGCCAGAGCCACUCAGUAACCAACAGUAAGCCAGAGCCCUCAGUAACCAACAGUAAGCCAGAGCCCUCAGUUAACCAACAGUAAACCAGAGCCCUCAGUAACCAACAGUAAACCAGAGCCCUCAGUAACCAACAGUAAACCAGAGCCCUCAGUAACCAACAGUAAACCAGAGCCUCAGUAACCAGUAACCAACAGUAAGCCAGAGCCCUCAGUAACCAACAGUAACCAGAGCCCAUCAGUAACCAACAGUAAGCCAGAGCCCUCAGUAACCAACAGUAAACCAGAGCCCUCAGUAACCAACAGUAAGCCAGAGCCCUCAGUAACCAACAGUAAACCAGAGCCCUCAGUAACCAACAGUAAGCCAGAGCCCUCAGUAACCAACAGUAAGCCAGAGCCCUCAGUAACCAACAGUAAGCCAGAGCCCUCAGUAACCAACAGUAAGCCAGAGCCCUCAGUAACCAACAGUAAGCCAGAGCCCUCAGUAACCAAUAACAGUAAACCAGAGCCCUCAGUAACCAACAGUAAACCAGAGCCCUUCAGUAACCAACGGUAAACCUAAGAGCCCUCAGUAACCAACAGUAAAACCAGAGCCCUCAGUAACCAACCAGUAAACCAGAGCCCUCAGUAACCAACAGUAAACCAGAGCCCUCAGUAACCAACAGUAAGCCAGAGCCCACAGUACCAGAGCCCUCAGUAACCAACAGUAAGCCAGAGCCCUCAGUAACCAACAGUAAACCAGAGCCCUCAGUAACCACAGUAAGCCAGAGCCCUCAGUAACCAACAGUAAGCCAGAGCCCUCAGUAACCAACAGUAAACCAGAGCCCUCAGUAACCAACAGUAAGCCAGAGCCCUCAGUAACCAACAGUAAGCCAGAGCCCUCAGUAACCAACAGUAAGCCAGAGCCCUCAGUAACCAACAGUAAGCCAGAGCCCUCAGUAACCAACAGUAAGCCAGAGCCCUCAGUAACCAACAGUAAACCAGAGCCCUCAGUAACCAACAGGUAAACCAGAGCCUCAGUAACCAACAGUAAACCAGAGCCCUCAGUAACCAACAGUAAACCAGAGCCCUCAGUAACCAACAGUAAACCAGAGCCCUCAGUAACCAACAGUAAACCAGAGCCCUCAGUAACCAACAGUAAACCAGAGCCCUCAGUAACCAACAGUAAACCGAGCCUCAGUAACCAACAGUAAACCAGAGCCCUCAGUAACAAAGAGUAAACCAGAGCCCUCAGUAACUAACAGUAAACAGAGCCCUCAGUAACCAACAGUAAACCAGAGCCCUCAGUAACCAACAGUAAACCAGAGCCCUCAGUAACCAACAGUAAGCCAGAGCCCUCAGUAACAAAAGUAAACCAGAGCCCUCAGUAACCAACAGUAAACCAGAGCCCUCAGUAACCAACAGUAAACCAGAGCCCUCAGUAACCAACAGUAAGCCAGAGCCCUCAGUAACCAACAGUAAGCCAGAGCCCUCAGUAACCAACAGUAAACCAGAGCCCUCAGUAACCAACAGUAACCAGAGCCCUCAUAACCAACAGUAAACCAGAGCCCUCAGUAACCAACAGUAAACCAGAGCCCUCAGUAACCAACAGUAAACCAGAGCCCUCAGUAACCAACAGUAAACCAGAGCCUCAGUAACCAACAGUAAGCCAGAGCCCUCAGUAACUAACAGUAAGCCAGAGCCCUCAGUAACCAACAGUAAACCAGAGCCCUCAGUAACCAACAGUAAACCAGAGCCCUCAGUAACCAACAGUAAACCAGAGCCCUCAGUAACCAACAGUAAGCCAGAGCCCUCAUAACUAACAGUAAGCCAGAGCCCUCAGUAACCAACAGUAACCAGAGCCCUCAGUAACCAACAGUAAGCCAGAGCCCUCAGUAACCAACAGUAAGCCAGAGCCCUCAGUAACCAACAGAAACCAGAGCCUCAGUAACCAACAGUAAGCCAAAAGCCCUCAGUAACCAACAGUAAGCCAGAGCCCUCAGUAACCAACAGUAACCAGAGCCCUCAGUAACCAACAGUAAGCCAGAGCCCUCAGUAACCAACAGUAAACCAGAGCCCUCAGUAACCAACAGUAAACCAGAGCCCUCAGUAACCAACAGUAAACCAGAGCCCUCAGUAACCAACAGUAAACCAGAGCCCUCAGUAACCAACAGGUAAGCCAGAGCCCUCAGUAACCAACAGUAAGCUAGAGCCCUCAGUAACCAACAGUAAACCAGAGCCCUCAGUAACCAACAGUAAGCCAGAGCCCUCAGUAACCAACAGUAAGCCAGAGCCAUCAGUAACCAACAGUAAACCAGAGCCCUCAGUAACCAACAGUAAGCCAGAGCCCUCAGUAACCAACAGUAAGCUAGAGCCCUCAGAACCAACAGUAAGCCAGAGCCCUCAGUAACCAACAGUAAGCCAGAGCCCUCAGUAACAACAGUAAGACCAGAGCCCUCAGUAACCAACAGUAAACCAGAGCCCUCAGUAACCAACAGUAAACCAGAGCCCUCAGUAACCAACAGUAAACCAGAGCCCUCAGUAACCACAGUAACCAGAGCUCAGUAACCAACGUAACCGAGCCCUCAGUAACCAACAGUAAACCAGAGCCCUCAGUAACCAACAGUAAACCAGAGCCCUCAGUAACCAACAGUAACCAGAGCCCUCAGUAACCAACAGUAAACCAGAGCCUCAGUACAACGUAACAGGCUCAUAAAACAGUAAACCAGAGCCCUCAGUAACCAACAGUAAACCAGAGCCCUCAGUACAACAAGUAACGAGCCCUCAGUAACAACAGUAAACCAGAGCCCUCAGUAACCAACAGUAAACCAGAGCCCUCAGUAACCAACAGUAACCAGAGCCCUCAGUAACCAACAGUAACCAGAGCCCUCAGUAACCAACAGUAACCAGAGCCCUCAGUAACCAACAGUAAACAGAGCCCUCAGUAACCAACAGUAAACCAGAGCCCUCAGUAACCAACAGUAACAGAGCCCUCAGUAACCAACAGUAAGCCAGAGCCCUCAGUAACCAACAGUAAACCAGAGCCCUCAGUAACCAACAGUAAACCAGAGCCCUCAGUAACCAACAGUAAGCCAGAGCCCUCAGUAACCAACAGUAAACCAGAGCCCUCAGUAACCAACAGUAAACCAGAGCCCUCAGUAACCAACAGUAAACCAGAGCCCUCAGUAACCAACAGUAAACCAGAGCCCUCAGUAACCAACAGUAAGCCAGAGCCCUCAGUAACCUAACAGUAAGCCAGAGCCUCAGUUAACCAACAGUAAACCAGAGCCCUCAGUAACCAAACAGUAAACCAGAGCCCUCAGUAACCAACAGUUAAACCAGAGCCCUCAGUAACCAACAGUAAGCCAGAGCCCUCAGUAACCUAACAGUAAACCAGAGCCCUCAGUAACCAACAGUAAAACCAGAGCCCUCAGUAACCAACAGUAAGCCAGAGCCCUCAGUAACCAACAGUAAGCUAGAGCCCUCAGUAACCAACAGUAAGCCAGAGCCUCAGUAACCAACAGUAAGCCAGAGCCCUCAGUAACCAACCAGUAAGCCAGAGCCCUCAGUAACCAACCAGUAAACCAGAGCCCUCAGUAACCAACAGUAAACCAGAGCCCUCAGUAACCAACAGUAAACCAGAGCCCUCAGUAACCAACAGUAAACCAGAGCCCUCAGUAACCAACAGUAAACCAGAGCCCUCAGUAACCAACAGUAAGCCAGAGCCCUCAGUAACCAACAGUUAAGCCAGAGCCCUCAGUAACCAACAGUAAACCAGAGCCCUCAGUAACCAACAGUAAGCCAGAGCCCUCAGUAACCAACAGUAAACCAGAGCCAUCAGUAACCAACAGUAAACCAGAGCCCUCAGUAACCAACAGUAAGCCAGAGCCCUCAGUAACCAACAGUAAGCUAGAGCCCUCAGGAACCAACAGUAAGCCAGAGCCCACAGUAACCAACAGUAAGCCAGAGCCCUCAGUAACCAACAGUAAGCCAGAGCCCACAGUAACCAACAGUAAGCCAGAGCCCUCAGUAACCAACAGUAAACCAGAGCCCUCAGUAACCAACGGUAAGCCAGAGCCCUCAGUAACCAACGGUAAGCUAGAGCCCUCAGUAACCAACAGUAAACCAGAGCCCACAGUAACCAACAGUAAGCCAGAGCCCUCAGUAACCAACAGUAAACCAGAGCCCACAGUAACCCAACAGUAAGCCAGAGCCCUCAGUAACCAACAGUAAACCAGAGCCCUCAGUAACCAACGGUAAGCCAGAGCCCUCAGUAACCAACGGUAAGCUAGAGCCCUCAGUAACCAACAGUAAACCAGAGCCCUCAGUAACCAACAGUAAACCAGAGCCCUCAGUAACCAACAGUAAACCAGAGCCCUCAGUAACCAACAGUAAACCAGAGCCCUCAGUAACCAACGGUAAGCCAGAGCCCUCAGUAACCAACGGUAAGCUCAGAGCCCUCAGUAACCAACAGUAAACCAGAGCCCUCAGUAACCAACAGUAAGCCAGAGCCCUCAGUAACCAACAGUAAGCCAGAGCCCUCAGUAACCAACAGUAAACCAGAGCCCUCAGUAACCAACAGUAAACCAGAGCCCUCAGUAACCAACAGUAAACCAGAGCCCUCAGUAACCAACAGUAAGCUAGAGCCCUCAGUAACCAACAGUAAGCCAGAGCCCUCAGUAACCAACAGUAAACCAGAGCCCUCAGUAACAAACAGUAAACCAGAGCCCUCAGUAACAACAGUAAACCAGAGCCCUCAGUAACCAACAGUAACCAGAGCCCUCAGUAACAACAGUAACCAGAGCCUCAGUAACCAACAGUAAACCAGAGCCCUCAGUAACCAACAGUAAACCAGAGCCCUCAGUAACCAACAGUAAGCCAGAGCCCUCAGUAACCAACAGUAACCAGAGCCCUCAGUAACCAACAGUAAACAGAGCCCUCAGUAACAACAGUAAGCCAGAGCCCUCAGUAACCAACAGUAAACCAGAGCCCUCAGUAACCAACAGUAACCAGAGCCCUCAGUAACCAACAGUAAGCCAGAGCCCUCAGUAACCAACAGUAAACCAGAGCCCUCAGUAACCAACAGUAAACCAGAGCCCUCAGUAACCAACAGUAAACCAGAGCCCUCAGUAACCAACAGUAAGCCAGAGCCCUCAGUAACCAACAGUAAGCCAGAGCCUCAGUAACCAACAGUAAACCAGAGCCCUCAGUAACCAACAGUAAGCCAGAGCCCUCAGUAACCAACAGUAAACCAGAGCCUCAGUAACCAACAGUAAACCAGAGCCCUCAGUAACCAACAGUAAGCCAGAGCCCUCAGUAACCAACAGUAAGCUAGAGCCCUCAGUAACCAACAGUAAGCCAGAGCCCUCAGUAACCAACAGUAAGCCAGAGCCCUCAGUAACCAACAGUAAGCCAGAGCCCUCAGUAACCAACAGUAAACCAGAGCCCUCAGUAACCAACAGUAAACCAGAGCCCUCAGUAACCAACAGUAAACCAGACCCCUCAGUAACCAACAGUAAACCAGAGUCCUCAGUAACCAACAGUAAACCAGAGCCCUCAGUAACCAACAGUAAGCCAGAGCCCACAGUAACCAACAGUAAACCAGAGCCCUCAGUAACCAACAGUAAGCCAGAGCCCUCAGUAACCAACAGUAAACCAGAGCCCUCAGUAACCAACAGUAAGCCAGAGCCCUCAGUAACUAACAGUAAACCAGAGCCCUCAGUAACCAACAGUAAGCCAGAGCCCUCAGUAACCAACAGUAAGCCAGAGCCCUCAGUAACCAACAGUAAACCAGAGCCCUCAGUAACCAACAGUAAACCAGAGCCCUCAGUAACCAACAGUAAGCCAGAGCCGUCAGUAACCAACAGUAAACCAGAGCCCUCAGUAACAAACAGUAAACCAGAGUCCUCAGUAACCAACAGUAAACCAGAGCCCUCAGUAACCAACAGUAAACCAGAGCCCUCAGUAACCAACAGUAAACCAGAGCCCUCAGUAACCAACAGUAAACCAGAGCCCUCAGUAACCAACAGUAAACCAGAGCCCUCAGUAACCAACAGUGAACCAGAGCCAUCAGUAACCAACAGUAAACCAGAGCCCUCAGUAACUAACAGUAAACCAGAGCCCUCAGUAACCAACAGUAAGCCAGAGCCCUCAGUAACCAACAGUAAGCUAGAGCCCUCAGUAACCAACAGUAAGCCAGAGCCCUCAGUAACCAAUGGUAAACCAGAGAGAUGA
Coregonus sp. 'balchen' is the source of this 8530-nucleotide messenger RNA. Lineage: Eukaryota; Metazoa; Chordata; Actinopteri; Salmoniformes; Salmonidae. The record is from the annotation of a GenBank genome assembly.